ACAGACUAACAUUCGGUGAUAUGGCCGAAUGACAGUUACAACCUGUCAAACUGUCAUUAUUUCUCUUGAAAAUUUGCUUUCCUUCGCGUUAGACAAGCGAAUUUGACGAAAUGGCCAAGUCAAAGAACCACACAAACCACAACCAAAGCCGCAAAGCGCACAGAAAUGGCAUCAAGAAGCCCACCAAGUUCAGGUGCGAAUCUACCCUUGGUAUGGACCCUAAAUUCCUGAGGAACCAGAGGUUUUGCAAGAAGAACAACCUGAAGCCCGCCAAGCAGCUGCAGAGGGCGGCAGAGAGGAAAGCCACCCGCGAGGCCAAGGCCAAGAAAUGAACAUCUAGCAGUUAAGACAAUAAAAACUAAAAACUUCUAA
Plutella xylostella (diamondback moth) is the source of this 372-nucleotide messenger RNA. RefSeq names its product ribosomal protein L29 (gene RpL29). Lineage: Eukaryota; Metazoa; Arthropoda; Insecta; Lepidoptera; Plutellidae. Gene Ontology annotation, molecular function: structural constituent of ribosome. Gene Ontology annotation, biological process: cytoplasmic translation. The record is from RefSeq and is a predicted model, not a curated record. Gene Ontology annotation, cellular component: ribosome; cytosolic large ribosomal subunit.